Messenger RNA from Penicillium verrucosum, 1035 nucleotides. RefSeq lists its product as uncharacterized. Bases 1 to 1035 code for a protein of 344 amino acids. Lineage: Eukaryota; Fungi; Ascomycota; Eurotiomycetes; Eurotiales; Aspergillaceae. The record is from RefSeq and is a predicted model, not a curated record. The transcript has a single exon.
AUGCAUUUCUCUUCUGCUGCACUUCUUGCCCUUUACUCUAUCGGCGUGACCUACGCGGCGCCUUUCGCUAAUCCCGAGAACGAAGAUCUCGCUCGUCGCGCAACCUACUCCGUGGUCAAUGCCGAUGAAGACUCUUCCAGCGCAGUUGCACGCGAAGUCGACACUAUCUUCGAAACCUCCACAGUCACUGCUCCCGGUGCCAACCCAGUGCCCAUCACUGUGACUGUGACUGCCACCCCUUCAAGCGUGGUUCAAUCCUCGACUCCUGUGGCUAGCUCUACUCCGUGCGGGGAGACCCCUAAUGUUCUUCCAACUGCUGGCUCUAACUCGUUCUUCCGCCGGGGCCUGAGAGCCGCUGGUCAGCCUGCUCUCUUUGCUCGCGAAUACUCUAGCUCCUCUUCUGCUGCGCUGUACCCAACCGAGAAUCCCGCUGCCUCUGGUGCUGAGUCUCUCUAUGCUCGUGGCUGGUACUCUAUUGCUUCUAGCACUCCUUCUGUUGCCACCCCUACCGCCUCGACUGGUUCCCUCGUGGCUCGCAGCUUCGGUGAUUCGCUCUCUUCCGCUGCACCUUCUUCCAGCCUAAGUGCUUCCGUCACUGCCACUCCUCUCGUCGCGCGUGGCUGGUACUCUUCUGCUGCCACCCCUACCGCUUCAAGUAGUUCACUUGUGGCUCGCAACUUCGGUGAUUUGUUCUCUUCUGCUUCCGUCGCACCUUCCAGCCUGAGUGCUUCCGUCACUGCCACUCCUCUCGUCGCCCGUGGCUGGUACUCUUCUGCUGCCACCUCAUCUGCCUCGGCGGCUCCCCUUGUUGCCCGCGAUGUGUACGCUUCUCCCUCUAGCUCCAGCGUUCCUACUUCAUCUGCUCCUCUGGCUGUCCGCGGCUCCUAUGGCUGGUACUCUCCCGUCCCCAGCGCUUCCUCUGCUCCCACACCUUCUGCUUCUCCUGCUCUUGUGGCCCGUGAUGUCCGCAACUGGGGGUCUUCCGGUGUCUCUUCCAGCACCUUCGCUGCAUCGGCUACUCCUGUGGUCUACUAA